CCUGGAAUCCAUUCCCUGGGGCAGAAUUCCCACCUGGAAUCCAUUCCCUGUGUUUUCCCCGCAGAGAUUGUGGACGGGAACGCCAAGAUGACGCUGGGCAUGAUCUGGACGAUCAUCCUGCGCUUCGCCAUCCAGGACAUCUCCGUGGAAGAGACCUCGGCCAAGGAGGGGCUCCUGCUCUGGUGCCAGCGGAAAACGGCUCCGUACAAGAACGUCAACGUCCAGAACUUCCACAUCAGCUGGAAGGACGGGCUGGCCUUCAACGCCCUCAUCCACCGGCACCGCCCGGAGCUGAUCGAGUACGACAAACUGCGCAAGGAUGAUCCUGUCACCAACCUCAACAACGCCUUCGAGGUGGCUGAGAAGUACCUGGACAUUCCCAAGAUGCUGGACGCCGAGGAUAUCGUGGGCACGCUGAGGCCCGACGAGAAGGCCAUCAUGACCUACGUGUCCUGCUUCUACCACGCCUUCUCCGGGGCCCAGAAGGCGGAGACGGCCGCCAAUCGGAUCUGCAAAGUUCUGGCCGUGAACCAGGAGAACGAGCAGCUCAUGGAGGACUACGAGCGCCUGGCCUCGGAUCUGCUGGCCUGGAUCCAGCGCACCAUCCCCUGGCUGGAGGCCCGGGACCCCCAGAAGACCAUCCCGGCCAUGCAGCAGAAGCUGGAGGAUUUCCGCGAGUACCGCCGGGUGCACAAACCCCCCAAGGUGCAGGAGAAAUGUCAGCUGGAGAUCAACUUCAACACCCUGCAGACCAAACUGCGCCUCAGCGGCCGGCCCGCCUUCAUGCCCUCCGAGGGCAGGAUGGUCUCGGACAUCGGGGCAGGCUGGCAGCGCCUGGAACAGGCUGAGAAGGGACACGAGGAGUGGCUGCUGACGGAGCUGCGGCGCCUGGAGCGCCUCGAUCACCUGGCCGAGAAAUUCCGGCAGAAAGCCUCGAUCCACGAGGGGUGGACGGAAGGUAAGGAGGUGGCCCUGCGGGACCGGGACUCGGGCACGGCCUCCCUGGCCCAGGUGCGGGCGCUGCUCCGCAAGCACGAGGCCUUCGAGUCGGACCUGGCGGCGCACCAGGACCGGGUGGAGCAGAUCGCGGCCAUCGCCCAGGAGCUCAAUGAGCUGGAUUACUACGACUCCCCGAGCGUCAACGCGCGGUGCCAGAAGAUCUGCGACCAGUGGGACCUGCUGGGCUCGCUGACCCACAGCCGCCGCGAGGCCCUCGAGAAAAUGGAGAAGCAGCUGGAGACCAUCGACGAGCUGCACCUGGAGUACGCCAAGCGCGCGGCGCCCUUCAACAACUGGAUGGAGAGCGCCAUGGAGGACCUGCAGGACAUGUUCAUCGUGCACACCAUCGAGGAGAUCCAGGGCCUGAUCGCGGCGCACGAGCAGUUCAAGUCGACGCUGGGCGACGCCGACCGGGAGCGGGAGGCCAUCCUGGGCAUCCAGGGCGAGGCGCAGCGCCUGGCGGAGCUGCACGGGCUGCAGCUGCCCGCCAGCAACCCCUACACCUCGGUCACGGCCCAGGUCAUCAACUCCAAGUGGGAGCGGGUGCAGCAGUUGGUGCCCAAGCGGGACCAGGCGCUGCAGGAGGAGCAGAACCGGCAGAACUCCAACGAGCACCUGAGGAGGCAGUUCGGGAGCCAGGCCAACCGCGUGGGGCCCUGGAUCCAGACCAAGAUGGAGGAGAUCGGGCGGAUCUCCAUCGAGAUGAACGGCACCCUGGAGGACCAGCUGAACCACCUGAAGGAGUACGAGCAGAACAUCGUGGAGUACAAGCCCAACCUGGAGCUGCUGGAGCAGCAGCACCAGCUGGUGCAGGAGGCGCUCAUCUUCGACAACCAGCACUCCAACUACACCAUGGAGCACCUGCGCGUGGGCUGGGAGCAGCUGCUGACCACGAUCGCCCGAACCAUCAACGAGGUGGAGAACCAGAUCCUGACCCGCGACGCCAAGGGCAUCAGCCAGGAGCAGAUGCAGGAGUUCCGCGCCUCCUUCAACCACUUCGACAAGGACCACGGCGGUGCCCUGGGCCCCGAGGAGUUCAAGGCCUGUUUGAUCAGCCUGGGCUACGACGUGGAGAACGACCGGCAGCCCAAGCGCCGCACGGACUCCAACGACUUCCGCGCCCUGCUGUGCUCUGCAGGAUCCAGCCUGGGCGACGCGGAGUUCCAGCGGAUCAUGGCCGUGGUGGAUCCCAACGGCAGCGGCAGCGUCACCUUCCAGGCCUUCAUCGACUUCAUGUCCCGGGAAACCACGGACACGGCCACGGCCGAGCAGGUCAUCAACAGCUUCCGCGUGCUGGCCGGGGACAAGAACUACAUCACGGCGGCGGAGCUGCGCCGGGAGCUGCCGGCGGCGCAGGCCGAGUACUGCAUCGCGCGCAUGGCGCCCUACCCCGGCCCCGACGGCGUCCCCGGCGCCCUGGACUACAAAUCCUUCUCCACGGCGCUCUACGGCGAGAGCGACCUCUGAGCGGGGCCCGGGCUCCUCGAGAUCCCGCAGGAUCCCUCGGGAUCCCCCAGGAUCCCAGGUCCCCCGCAGCCCCGGGUCCCCCAGGAGCCCCAAGGGUCCCGGAUCCCUGAUGGUCCCCAAUGGUCCUGGAGCCCUGAGGAUCCCCCAGGAUUCCCGGGGAUCCCAGAUCCUGGAUCCCUGAUGGUCCCGGAUCCCUGAGGGUCCCCAGGGGUGCCCCAGGAUCCUUGAGGAUCCCAGAUUUCCAACAGUCCCAGAUCCCCCAGGAUCCCCGAGGGCCCUCAGGAUCCCGGAUCCCCGACCGUCCCCAACGGUCCCGGAUCCCUGAGGGUCCCCCGGGAUCCCCAAGGAUCCCAGAUCCCUGAUGGUCCCUGAGGGUCCCGGAUCCCUGGAGGAUCCCAGAUGAUCCUGGAUCUCUGGGGAUCCCUGAGGAUCCCGGAUCCCCGGUGGUCCCAGACCUUGGAGGAUCCCGGAUCCCUGACGGUCCCUGAGGGUCCCCCAGGACCCCCAAGGAUUCCCGACGGUCCUGGAUCCCCAACAGUCCCAGAUCCCUCAGGAUCCCUGAGGGAUCCCGGAUCCCCGACCCCCCCCCGCCUCCUACUAUGCAACAGUUGAUUGAUGUUGGGAUAUUUCGGGAUGCGAUUCCCACUUUUCCUCGGGUUCCGCCUCCCGCGGGGCCUGGCAGCGCCCGGAAAUGGUUAUUUUUGGUAACGAGACACAGAAAGAGAGAGGGGAAAAAAGAGAAAUUCCUGCUAUUUUCCACGGGAUCAGCGGCGCAGCCCGAGGGUUCCCUCUCCCCUCACGUUUCCCCCGCUUCUCACGUAAUUUAUGGGGAAAAAUUCGGGGUUUUAGGGGUUUUUUUUUAGGUUUUUCACUCACAUUCCCACCUCGGAGCAGCGUUUUGUGGACCAAAAAAAAAAAAAAAGGGGGAAAUAAGGGGGGAAUAGGGAAAAAAGGCGAGAAAUGCGAAGCGUGGAAAAAAUUAGGAGGAAAAAUGUGGAGGGAGAUGGAAAAUUAGGAAAAAAAAUAAAGAGAAAUGAAAAAUGUGGAAAAAAUAGGAGAGGAAUGAGGAAAAUCAUAGAGAAAUCUGGAGGAAUACAGAAAAAAUUUGGGAAAAUAAUGAUAAAUAAAGAAGAGUAAGGAGAAAAAUCGAGAGAAAUAAGGAGAACUGUAGAAAAGUAUUAAAAAUUAAGAGAAACAAUGAGGAAAAUUAUGAGAAAUCCACCUAAUACAGCGCCUGAUCCUGGAAAAUUUUGAUGGGAAGCAGAAAAUUCCGGUUUCCUUUAUAACUUUACGGAUUUAUUAUAUAAAUAUAUAUUCACGUAGCAGCUUCUUUGUCCUGUAAUUAAAAUAUUGCUGGA
This is a messenger RNA of Camarhynchus parvulus, 3824 nucleotides long. RefSeq names its product alpha-actinin-4. Gene Ontology annotation, biological process: actin cytoskeleton organization; muscle cell development. Gene Ontology annotation, cellular component: cortical actin cytoskeleton; plasma membrane; cell junction. Gene Ontology annotation, molecular function: calcium ion binding; actin filament binding. Lineage: Eukaryota; Metazoa; Chordata; Aves; Passeriformes; Thraupidae. The transcript has 19 exons. The coding region runs from base 88 to 2466 and encodes 792 amino acids. The record is from RefSeq and is a predicted model, not a curated record.